Molecule: messenger RNA, 2756 nt
Organism: Daphnia pulex (common water flea)
Lineage: Eukaryota; Metazoa; Arthropoda; Branchiopoda; Diplostraca; Daphniidae
Product: trehalase-like
Exons: 10
Coding region: 786-2498 (570 amino acids)
Biological process (GO): trehalose catabolic process
Molecular function (GO): alpha,alpha-trehalase activity
Source: RefSeq, a predicted model, not a curated record
CUAGAUGUCUGCAUCGGACGAGUCAAGCAGACGACAAAAUAAAACUCUAGAACAAAAAUAUUUACGCAUUUACGAGCAUCGACGAUAUUUGUUCAUUCCAAAACAACUACGUACUGCCAUAGAGUGUUGGGUUUGAUUUCGUCAUUCACUCCUUCCUCUAUGGUACUACUAACACAGUGCUGUGACAUAAUUCCAACCGUAUGUUAUUACAAAACACAUUUAUCCUGACCUGAAAUUUAUUUGUACCAAGUGUCUUGCUCCCAUUUCUAGGAAAAAUAGGGUUAAGGUUACUCGACAAUUUGUUGCUUAACUUGGAAUAGAUUGGCUGUUUUCCCAAAUAGUAGUUUAUUUUUAAAAAAAGAUUGAUUUCAUUUCGUUCAAGGUCUCCAUGUAGCCACUGGCCCUAUAAAAGGACAACCAUUCGAGGUUGUAUUAGUAGUAGAAUAACCCCAAGAGACGAUCUUUCUAGUCUGUAAUUUUCCAUUACGACGACGACAUUUCAAAUCUUUUACCAAAUUCAGAAGGCCGGCAAUUUAAAUGUUUUAAAAGUUACCUCCAAGCGUUAAAAAAAGUCCCCGUAUACAACAGGUAGUAAAAAAAGAAGAAGGGCGUCGAUUUACCCUUUCUUUUCUCAAUUAAAAGGGUCAUUGACGUUUGUUAACCCCCCUUCGAUUUAAAACGGUGAAAAAAAGAGGUCUUUUACGGUCAAGGUCAUCGACUGUCGUCCGCCAAACCGAGGAACUGCGUUCGACUUGUUUGCCUUUUUCGCCAGUGCAUUCUGAACAAUGGUGCGACUCGUACGUCUUUUCUGCUUGUUCAUCUCUUCUGCCACUUUUGGACUUGCCCAAGUUCAAUCUCUUCCUCCGCCAUGUCCAAGUCCCAUUUACUGUCACGGUCCACUCUUGCACACGGUUCAGAUGGCCAAAUUGUAUCACGACUCCAAGACUUUUGUCGACAAGAAAUUACGUUUCGACCCAGAAUUAGUUGCAGCCAAUUUCACUCAACUGAUGAACCUUACAGACAAUAGUCCAUCCCAAAACGAUCUCGUCAUCUUCAUCAGUCAACAUUUCGAGAGUGAAGGAUCAGAAUUUCAACCGUGGGAUCCUUCCGACUGGCUCGACAGCCCGUCAUUCCUUCAAAAUAUCAACAACACACAAUUGAGAAAUUGGGGGAAAGAAUUACAUGGAGCCUGGAAAUUCCUAGGCCGACAAAUUAAAGAUGACGUCAAAGAACGCCCCGAGCUAUACUCGAUGAUUUAUGUGCCUCAUCCUUUCAUCAUUCCUGGAGGAAGAUUUCGUGAAAUUUAUUACUGGGAUUCUUACUGGAUCGUCCAAGGUCUUCUCAUCUCUCAAAUGAACCACACGGUGAGGGGAAUGUUGGAUAAUUUCCUGCAUAUGGUGGAUGUUUACGGCAUGGUCCCAAAUGGCGGUCGCAUCUACUAUCAGCUGAGGUCGCAGCCCCCAAUGUUGAUUCCCAUGGUGGAUCGUUACAUCAACGCCACUGGGGAUGUCGAAUUUCUUAAUGGGCGGUUACAUCUCUUGGAAAAGGAAUUUCAAUUCUGGAUGGCCAACAGGACAGUCUCCGUCAAGGGACACACUUUGGCGAGGUUUAAUGUCGAAUCGGAUGGACCACGACCCGAAUCUUACAUUGAGGACUUUCAUUCGUCUGCCCACAUGAGUGAAAUCGAUCGUCAAGACUUUUACAUCAACAUGAAAUCGGGAGCUGAAUCCGGUUGGGAUUUCAGUUCCAGGUGGUUCAUUGUAGACGAAGGUCACAACGAAGGCAAUUUGAGCCACAUUAGUACCCGCAACGUCGUGCCGGUCGAUUUAAAUGCCUUUGUUUGCAUGAACGCUCGAAUGCUUUCGGAAAUGUUCCGCAAAGUCGGAGAUGACAGAAAGGCUCAAAUGUAUCACGACAAGUACAUCGAGUGGAAAAGAGCCAUUCAAGCGGUGCUGUGGAAUGAAGAACAAGGCAUCUGGCUAGACUACGAUUUAACUAAUAAUUUGCAACGACCAUAUUUCUACGCAUCGAAUAUCGCUCCGCUAUGGGCCGGUUGCUUGGAUGCCACUCCAUCCGGUGGCGUAGACUCUGCUGUUGUCCACAGAGUGAUGGAUUAUCUGGAGCACAGUCAAUCUACAAAAUUUGCCGGAGGAAUUCCGACAUCCAUGCAACACACUGGCCAACAAUGGGAUUUCCCUAAUGGGUGGCCGCCCCUGCAACACAUGUUGGUUGUCGGUCUUGAAAAUACCGGUGACCCCAGAGCCAAAGCCUUGGCCUUUAAUCUCGCCCAAAAGUGGCUGAUUAACAAUUACGAUGCAUAUCAACAAAGUAUGCCCAACGCCAUGUUUGAAAAAUAUGACGUGACUGUUGUUGGACUACCAGGAGGUGGUGGUGAAUACGACGUUCAGCUUGGCUUUGGUUGGACGAACGGUGUCAUUUUAGAUUUCCUGCACAUUUAUGGUGAUCGAUUGGUGACUGAACAACCGACAAAUACUUAAUUAUUAUGUAACUAUCUGAUUUCAGUUUUUGUGAUGAAGAGAAAGAAAGAAAAACCACUAUGAUUGUAAAAUUUUAUUGACUAUUUUAUGUAAAGUAAUUUCUUUUCUGUUUGGUUAAUUUCCCUGUAAUCCUUGUUACAUAAUUUGCAUUAUUUUGUGUUCCCGAUCCUAGUCUCAUCGCCAUAUUGUACAUGAUUUCAAUUUUUUGUAAUUUUUCUUCUAUUUUUGGGUUUAGAAUACAAAUUGUGCACUUACAAA